This is a messenger RNA of Danio aesculapii, 1148 nucleotides long. It is a transcript of the gene jagn1a, whose product is annotated as jagunal homolog 1a. The record is from RefSeq and is a predicted model, not a curated record. The coding region runs from base 121 to 672 and encodes 183 amino acids. Gene Ontology annotation, biological process: endoplasmic reticulum organization; granulocyte colony-stimulating factor signaling pathway; vesicle-mediated transport. Gene Ontology annotation, cellular component: endoplasmic reticulum membrane. The transcript is spliced from 3 exons. NCBI's taxonomy places the organism in Eukaryota, Metazoa, Chordata, Actinopteri, Cypriniformes, Danionidae.
AUCAACAUAUCACUGCCUUUCAUUGAUAAAAAGCCUUUGUGUUAACAUUUCCUCAUCUUGUGUACUCGCUGUCGCUUUCGGACGCGUUUUAUCAAGACAUACGUCAUCUGAAUAUUGGCAAUGGCAUCACGUGCAGGGCCAAGAGCUGCAGGGACUGAUGGCAGUGAUUUCAAACACAGAGAGAAAGUGGCAUCUCACUAUCAGAUGAGUGCUUCAUCAAAAUCUGAGAUAAAGAAGCUCACCGUAGUGCAUUUCCUCAUAUGGAUACUGGUGGCAGCUCAAGUGGCUGUUAGUCAUCUCAAUCUGGUGUCUCAUGACCUGGUGGCCAUGCCCUAUCAGUGGGAGUAUCCGUAUCUUUUGAGUCUCGUGCCCUCGUUUAUUGGAGCGCUGGCCAUGCCGAAAAACAACAUCAGCUACCUGGUGAUCUCCAUGAUCAGUGCUGGAUUGUUCUCUGUAGCACCCUUGAUUUUCGGGGCAAUGGAAAUGUUUCCUCUGGCCCAGCAGCUGUACCGACAUGGAAAAGCCUACAGGUUCAUCUUCGGCUUCUCUGCUGUUUCUGUGAUGUAUCUAGUCAUGGUGAUUGCUAUUCAAGUGCACGCAUGGCAGAUCUACUACAGCAAGAAGCUUCUAGAUGCCUGGUUCAACUCAACGCUAGAGAAGAAGAAGAAAUAAAAACAUUACUGAAAUUAUUCCCCUCGAUAUUUACGUCUCGGUUGCUACUGUAUAAUGCAUGGAGCCAUUUAUAAUGUUUUAUAAUUAAAAGCUGAUAAGUUACAUCUGAAAUUUGCUUCUAAAAUUAGACUUUCUCCAAGACAUCCUUGUGUAGGUUCUGUCAUUUAAUUUCUUUUCAUUGCCUUUAAAGUGAUAUAACUGAACAUAAACACAGGAUCUCGAGAAAAUGUCGAAUUUUAGGAGAUGUAAGAUCACACUUAGAGAUUUUUGCAUUGAACUCUUCAUAUAUAACUGUAAGCCAGUUCAUUUGAUGCAUUUUACAUAUAUUGUCUUAUAUUUACAUUAUGUUCACUUUGCAUUAUAAAUGUUUUAAGAUUUCAUUUAAAACCUAACAUUUUGUUACAUUGCAAAUUGUUACCUCAGAUUCAGAAGGUUUGCAGUUUAUGGUGUGUCUAUACAGAGCCAUACAAUUCAUU